UUGUCAAUUGUCAAACUUCAAAGAAAGUUCGAAUUGCAUCAAAAUAAUAAAUUCGUGCAUUUUUGAGAAAGAAGACGCAAACUUCGUUUUUUUAAUUAAAACAGUGAAUGUUUUUGACUAACCUAUAAUGCUUAUAUAGUGACGAUUCUACUUUACUACACGAAAAUGAGUAAUAAUUUGGAAAAUGAUAGGUCAGUCACAACUGGAAAAAUGUAUCCAAUUGACUUAGCGCCACAAAAAAUAACUAUAGUCAAAACGAUGUCAAAUACUGAGGUGAAGAUGGCUCAUUUGAUAUCAGGUCAGCCGAAGACCACCAAUACCAGUCAAAUAAUCAGCCAUGGCGGGACUGGACCUAUGGGAUUAAUGCGUACAGCUGCACAAAUUAUAUCUCCUGGCGUCGCUUCCCAGCCGCAAAUGAUUGUAAGCGGCUCUCCUAUAUUGCAAGGCACACAUGCUGUGAGCCAAGGAUCUCAGCACAUUGGGCAAAACUCACAAAUAAUAUCUCCAUCUCAGUUGAUCCCUAGUGGCCAACUUUUAAGUCCUGGAACGCAAAUUAUAAGCCAAGGAACACAGUUGUCUAUGCAGGGUUCUACUUCAAGUAAUACAGUGUCUAGCAGUAUGCCAAAUACAUCUGGUAAUGGGCCACCAUUAUUGAAUGUUGGUGGAUUAAGCGGUGCUGGUAAUCUUGUUGUCAGUUCUUCGGUGCGCACUUUACCACCUAGUGUUAGAGUGUUGCCACCUAUGCCACAACAAAAUACUAGGCCAGUCCUGUCGAGCAUGAAUGUGAACAGUACUGGCAGUGUUCUGGUGAGCAAGGGUGUUACAAGUCAUGUACCUCGCGGACUUGCUGCCGGUGCCUCUCUUGCUGUGAGACCCGUCUCUAAUUCACAGGUUCCUGCAAACCCAGGUGUAUGGUCAAAUAAUCGCGGAGGUCGCGGCGGCCGCGCGCUUGUGUACGGAUGCCGCGCGCGAUCACCCGCCCCUCCCGGCCCUCGCGCCCCGCCCCCGUCGUCUCUAUCGCAACCGCCCCCCGCACCGCAGCCCGCACAGUCGCCACACUCAACGCUAGUCACCCUUCCUACAACCAGUGUGCUCACUACUGGUGUGAUAUCAACCACAGCCCGCGGCCCGGCACCUAGAACCCCGACGCCAACUCAUCCCGCGCCUGUAGGUCCUCGAGCCUUGCCAUUGUUGCAGCGGAACUACCAACCCACCAAAGUGGUAGGCGUUGCGGGUGUCGGAGUGCGUGGUGUCGGCAACAGCGCACCCCCACAGCUGUACUACGAAGUGCCGCGACCUUCACCGCAGCAACAACAGAGCAAUCCGCAGCAGCAAUACCAGCAGUCAAUACCGCAUCAACUACCGAGACCGCUCACGCCGUACGGGCACGCAAAUACGCUAUCCGCACAAGUGAGUGUGAACUCCGUCUCGACGCAACCUGAAGUUCGACAACCACAAACGUCCAUCCAGAACUCAUCCGUGUUACCAAGACCAUCCAUAUUACGCAAGCGGGAUGUAGAGGGGUCACCAACAAAGUCACCAGCGCUAUUGAACGCAGUUAAUGCCGUGAACACAAUCAUCGGCACCAACGUCGCCAGUAUCGCCAGCAUUGGCAACAUUAGCUUGGGGAACCACCUCAACAUUGGCACAGUGUACCGCUCGGAGAACACUGGGUGGGAAGAUGUGCCUUCGGGUCCGGGAGGCGCGGGGACAGGUUCCACGACAAUCUCCGCCCCCUCAUCGCCUGUUCCAGAUAUAGAUCCUGACCCACCAACUCCGGAACAGGAUCUCUCCCCGAGAAAAAAGCCGAGGAAACAGACAUUAAUAAAUGAAGUGAGGCAAUGUGAGUUUCCUGCUGAAGAAAGUGUGAUGUCGCCACCACCAGUUGUUCCUAUUGCACCUCCUCCAAAACGUCCAUCGCUCAGCUCGACGUACGUGUGCGGAUGGCGGAGCACGGCUCUGCACUUUACGCGGCCGUCGGACGUGCGGCGCCGAGAACCGCGCGCGCGUGACAUCGUCGCCAUCGCCAGCCAGAAACACGUGCUCACGAGCGCAGAGGGCUGGAAGGUGCACCAUCUCACUGCGCAGAUGGAUGAUUUGGUGUCACUAGAAGCCGAUGUGGGUGAGCAGUUAGUAGGUGUGCUGCGAGCGCUGGAAACUUCGGCGUCGCGAGCGCACUCCCCCAUACAUACCAUACAACACACGCUAUUAGAACUUAUCAAGGGUAACAUACAAAGGAGCAAAAUAGUAUGCGAAGGGAUACAAGAAGCACGCGAAGACAUACUGCGCGUAUUCAAACACAGGAAUUUCGUGUCCGACAUACUAACUCGACAAGCCGAUAAGAGGUGCUUCAGGAAACACCGGUCGCAGUCAUAGCAAAGUGGGAACAAGAAAAACUAACAUUUCCUCAAACAAUAUUGAUUGAUAUUUUUCUCGCAUUAAAAAGGUGUUUGACACUUGUAUUCAAAAACAUUUUUAUAACUCUUAACCGUGUAUCCGAACGAUUGAUCCAAAAAUCAACAUUAAGAGAUAUUUAAUGAAAAGGACGCAAUUACGAUCUUUUUCUCACGCAAAUGACGUCAUUUCGUCAGAGAAGGUUUUUUUAUUGGCUGUAGUCCAAUUAUUGAGAUAUGCAUAUUAUCUGAUAGGUGGACACACCUACCACCCCGUGCGUUCGCAUGCACUGUAAGACAUUAUAUUAAUGUUUAAUAAAAUAAUGUUAUUUAAUAAGAUAUGAUAGAAUGUUUAAUAAAAUAAUGACUAUUAUUAUUAAAGGUAAACACUGGGCUUAGAAAAGUUGCUAUAGGUAAUAAUUAUAGUCUGUAAAUAUUGUAAAGAAAUUUAUAUCUAAAAAAGAUAUUAGAAUGUCCAAUUUUUCUAUGUUUGAAGAAUGCCUUGAAUAAUAAUGCUAUGUGUUGUG
This is a messenger RNA of Pararge aegeria (speckled wood butterfly), 2920 nucleotides long. RefSeq lists its product as uncharacterized. NCBI's taxonomy places the organism in Eukaryota, Metazoa, Arthropoda, Insecta, Lepidoptera, Nymphalidae. The transcript has 13 exons. Gene Ontology annotation, biological process: negative regulation of transcription by RNA polymerase II. The coding region runs from base 166 to 2376 and encodes 736 amino acids. The record is from RefSeq and is a predicted model, not a curated record. Gene Ontology annotation, cellular component: Sin3-type complex.